AUGCUCCUACGGGAGCAAACGAUUCCGCUCCGACUGGAGAAGUUCCUAGAGAGCACCACGAAACGGAUUGAACCAGAUCACGUUCAUCUCAACCCCGAUGCAUCAACAGAUCCAGCCACCGGCGCAGCUGCGCCAACCGGACGAGCUCCCGGUGCGAACGCAUCACCAGCUCGAACUAGAUCCGGUAACUUAAACCAGAAUGUCGACAGCUCCGUCGGGGGUAACCCAUACACAUGGGUGCGACCAGAAGGCCGAUCAAACGAUCACAUGCAAUUCAACUGGCCGCGCCGCCCUAAAUCGAAUUCGUUCGGACAAACGCGAACUGAUCCGAAUGAAACAAGUCGGGGGUAA
Molecule: messenger RNA, 351 nt
Organism: Microthlaspi erraticum
Lineage: Eukaryota; Viridiplantae; Streptophyta; Magnoliopsida; Brassicales; Brassicaceae
Source: the annotation of a GenBank genome assembly